CCCUGUUUUGGCGUGGAGAGGGGAGGGUCUGAGGGGAGGGUCAGUAGAGCGUAGUUUGCAUAUAAUUUGCAUAUAGGUAUACUGAAGAAGUAGGCCUGCGUCACUUUACUGGAACCCGUCGUCAUGGUGGCGUGACAAAAAUGUCCAGUUUACCGGGAACUUCCAAGCCGCAAGAGUUAGAGGCCAGUGUUAUUGCUGCUGCACAAGGCCUCAUAAACGUGCUAACGCAAAACAUUCAGCAGCAUCACACCCCAGCACAGCAGAAUCCAGUGCCGUCACAUGAGCACCAGAAUCGACAACAAGCACAAACAACAAAACAAAAUGUGCAGGAGGAGAUGGCCAGGUCGUUUCCUGGCUUCUUUACCAAAAGGAAAGGCAAAAACCGCUUUUCACCCUUACAAACCACUCCAGGGAAGCCGAAAGUCUGUAAGACAUUCAGUGUGUAUGUAUAUUUGGUUAAUAAGGGCUGUACCAGCACGCCUUCUGCAGCUGAAGAGCUGGAGUUGAGCCAAGCAGGGUUGGGGAAGAGGUCCCUCACUUUGACGGAUGAUAUGAGCCAUGCAAUGGUAAAUAAAAUUCUCAUUGAAGAAUGUCCCAAAAUGGAGGGGGUGGAAGGGUGGUUGUUCUACAAGGCUUCAGGUGGCCACGGUAGAAGAAAAUUGCUUGCCAUUCCUCCUGAUGUAGACGGUUAUACAGGUAGACUGAUUCGGAGUGUUUCGGGUGCUGGGAAGACGACCAUGUACAUUGUUCCACUGCAGCAGGACCUUGAUCUUACUCCACUGCCAUCUGAUGCCACUGAAUUUCAAAAAAUGCCUAAGGCUUGCAUGCCAAGUGUGCAAAGAAAACAUGCCUCUGCAUAUCCUAGCAUUGCACAUCGAGGAUUGUAUGGAGUCUGCAGCAGAUGA
Megalobrama amblycephala (Wuchang bream) is the source of this 905-nucleotide messenger RNA. RefSeq lists its product as uncharacterized. The transcript has 5 exons. Bases 141 to 905 code for a protein of 254 amino acids. The record is from RefSeq and is a predicted model, not a curated record. NCBI's taxonomy places the organism in Eukaryota, Metazoa, Chordata, Actinopteri, Cypriniformes, Xenocyprididae.